AUGCAUGCGGGAGACGUUUAUGGGAUCAGACGUUCGAGCAGGCUAUGGUGUACAACGGGGAGAGCGAGGAGGGAAAAUGGCAUUGUGACGAUGGUAGACGAUGGUCGAACGAGGAGAUCGGUGCUGAAGGACACGCUCGCUGCCAUGUUAGGAGUGAGUGUGCUCGGGAACGCGCAGGCAGGUCAUGCGGAGGAGAAUAGGGUGGGCAAGGAGAUCCAAGAGCUGAGGACGAGGAUGGUGGCGAGCGAGCUCAAACAGCUCCCGGCAGACUUCAGGUCCACCAGCGACAUCGAGUACCCGGCAUGGCUGGAGGGAACCUGGCAAGUGACCGCCCGUUUUGACAACUUUAGCACACCGCUCGGAGUGAAGUUUCUUGGCGGAUCGUCUCCGGAAAUCAACCAGAAGUCAUCGGAAGAAGCUAGAAGCAAGAUAGGAUCGACGGUCGACUACCAACUUCGAUUCGAAAAGCUCGGCAGCGGCAAAGUCAGAGAAGACAGGUUGUUCAACACCGAGCAGAGGCUGAAUGCUUACGCAAAGAGGACGGUUGUUCGAAGCGUCGAGUAUGUUGCAAUUGAUCGCGGACAAGCAACCAAGGAGCUCAACACUUUGACAUACUACAAGGGAGGUCUGGAGUCCAUCACUGAGUUCGAGGAUCUGGGAGGAGGUCUGGUGCGGGCUCACUUCCGCCUCCUCGGCUUCCUCAACCCCAACUCCGCGCUCUUCUUCGACGCUCGGCAGGAGGCCGUGACGAUCAGCGACUACACGCUAGAGAUGAAGAGGCUGGAGGUGUGA
Molecule: messenger RNA, 792 nt
Organism: Guillardia theta CCMP2712
Lineage: Eukaryota; Cryptophyceae; Pyrenomonadales; Geminigeraceae
Exons: 6
Coding region: 1-792 (263 amino acids)
Source: RefSeq, a predicted model, not a curated record